AUGUCCUUCGCCCUCCGUGCCCGGGGCCUCCGUGCCGCCACCCGCUCCGCCGCCCUCAAGCCCCUCCGAGCCACCCUCCCCCACGUCCGCUACGUCCAGAUGGACGCCGACAAGUCUUCUCCCCUCGUGUCCGAGCUCCCAGCCUCUGGUUCUGAACAGUUCAAGGUCCAGCUCCACUCCGAGACCUUCCACUCUUAUCGAUGCGACGCCCCCGCCCCCGAGACCACCGUCACCAAGGACGAGCUCGUCCACAUGUACCACACCGCCGUCCAGAUGCGACGUAUGGAGCAGGCCGCCGACGCCUUGUACAAGGCCAAGCUUAUCCGUGGUUUCUGUCACCUCGCCAUCGGUCAGGAGGCCGUCUCUGUUGGUAUGGAGCUCGGUAUGACGCGCGAGGACAAGGUCAUCACUUCCUACCGAUGCCACACCCAGGCUGUCUUGAGGGGUGGUACCAUCAAGGGCGUGAUUGCCGAGUUGAUGGGCAGGAAGGACGGUAUGUCGUACGGUAAGGGUGGAUCGAUGCACAUCUUCACCCCUUGCUUCUACGGUGGUAACGGUAUCGUCGGUGCUCAGGUCCCCGUCGGAGCCGGUAUCGCCCUCGCUCAAAAGUACUUGAAGAAGCCCACUGCCACUUUCGCCAUGUACGGUGACGGUGCCUCCAACCAGGGUCAAGUCUUUGAGGCCUACAACAUGGCCAAGCUCUGGAACCUCCCCUGUGUCUUUGUCUGUGAGAACAACAAGUACGGUAUGGGUACUUCUGCCGAGAGGUCGAGUCAGAACACUGCCUUCUUCACCCGAGGUGACCAGAUCCCCGGUCUCCAGGUAAACGGUAUGGACAUUCUCGCAGUCCGAGAAGCUACCAGGUGGGCCAAGGACUGGGUCGUCUCCGGCAAGGGUCCCCUCGUCGUCGAAUUUGUUACCUACCGAUACGGUGGUCACUCCAUGUCCGACCCCGGAACCACCUACCGAACCCGAGAAGAAGUCCAGGCCAUGCGAUCGUCCCAGGACCCCAUUGCCGGCUUGAAAAAGUACAUCUUGGACUGGGGAGUGACGGAUGAGGCUAGCUUGAAGGCGAUUGACAAGAGCGCGAAGGAGGAGGUUGAGCAGGCUGUGAAGGAGGCUAAGGAGAGUGCUUUCCCGGACCUGGUCGAGUUCUGGCAGGAUGUCUACUACAAGGGUACCGAGCCCGGGUUCAUGCGUGGUAGGGAGAAGGAGGAGGUUCACUACUACAACCAGGAGUAA
This is a messenger RNA of Cryptococcus wingfieldii CBS 7118, 1242 nucleotides long. RefSeq names its product pyruvate dehydrogenase (acetyl-transferring) E1 component, alpha subunit. The record is from RefSeq and is a predicted model, not a curated record. NCBI's taxonomy places the organism in Eukaryota, Fungi, Basidiomycota, Tremellomycetes, Tremellales, Cryptococcaceae. Gene Ontology annotation, molecular function: pyruvate dehydrogenase (acetyl-transferring) activity. The transcript is spliced from 5 exons. Gene Ontology annotation, cellular component: intracellular membrane-bounded organelle. The coding region runs from base 1 to 1242 and encodes 413 amino acids. Gene Ontology annotation, biological process: pyruvate decarboxylation to acetyl-CoA.